Molecule: messenger RNA, 1350 nt
Organism: Nestor notabilis (Kea)
Lineage: Eukaryota; Metazoa; Chordata; Aves; Psittaciformes; Psittacidae
Product: dihydropyrimidinase-related protein 4-like
Exons: 11
Cellular component (GO): cytosol; cytoplasm
Molecular function (GO): hydrolase activity, acting on carbon-nitrogen (but not peptide) bonds, in cyclic amides
Source: RefSeq, a predicted model, not a curated record
AGCGCGGGGGGCCAGGCCUGCUGCGACUACUCGCUGCACGUGGACAUCCCGCGCUGGCACGAGAGCCUGCGCGAGGAGCUGGAGGCGCUCGUGAAGGACAAGGGUGUGAACUCCUUCCUGGUGUUUAUGGCUUACAAAGACAAGCUUCAGUGCACCGAUGCCCAGAUGUAUGAAAUAUUCUGCAUUAUCCGGGACCUGGGGGCCAUUGCCCAAGUGCACGCUGAAAACGGAGACAUCAUCGACGAGGAGCAGAAGAGGCUGCUGGAACUCGGGAUUACUGGGCCGGAAGGGCACGUCCUCAGCCGCCCCGAGGAGGUGGAGGCGGAGGCAGUGUUCCGGGCCAUUACCAUCGCGAGACAGGCCAACUGCCCCUUGUACGUCACCAAAGUCAUGAGCAAAGGGGCAGCGGAUGUCUUGGCUCAAGCAAAGAGGAAAGGCACGGUUGUGUAUGGAGAGCCCAUCACCGCCAGCCUGGGCACCGACGGCUCUCACUACUGGAGUAAAAACUGGGCCAAAGCCGCAGCCUUCGUCACGUCUCCCCCCAUCAGCCCCGACCCCACCACACCGGAGCACCUCUCCUCCCUCCUGUCCUGCGGGGACCUGCAGGUUGCCGGCAGCGCUCACUGCACCUUCACCACCGCGCAGAAGGCUGUGGGGAAGGACAACUUCACCCUCAUCCCCGAGGGCACCAACGGCAUCGAGGAGCGGAUGUCCAUCAUCUGGGAGAAGUGUGUGGUCUCAGGGAAGAUGGACGAGAACGGCUUCGUAGCAGUGACCAGCACCAAUGCUGCCAAGAUCUUCAACUGCUACCCCAGGAAGGGGCGCAUCGCCCUGGGCGCCGACGCGGACUUGGUGCUGUGGAACCCCAAGGCCACGAGGAUCAUCUCAGCAAAAACCCACAAUCUGAAUGUGGAGUACAACAUAUUUGAAGGCACAGAGUGUCAUGGGGCUCCUACUGUGGUCAUAAGUCAAGGAAGAGUUGUUCUUGAAGAUGGAAACCUGUGUGUAACCCAGGGCUCAGGUCGCUUCAUUCCCAGAAAGACAUUCCCUGAUUUUGUUUAUAAAAGGAUAAAGGCGAGGAACAGGCUGGCUGAGAUCCACGGCGUUCCCCGCGGGCUCUACGACGGGCCGGUCCAUGAGGUCCUCACCAGCACCAGAGCCGUGGCCCCCACGUCGGGAGCCAGGAUCACACCGUGUGCGGGCAAAGCCCCGGCCCCCGCCGUGCGCAACCUGCACCAGUCGGGGUUCAGCCUUUCAGGCUCGCAGGCAGACGACCACAUCGCACGCCGCACGGCUCAGAAGAUCAUGGCCCCGCCGGGGGGACGCUCCAACAUCACCUCCCUGUCCUGA